Aspergillus puulaauensis is the source of this 1008-nucleotide messenger RNA. RefSeq names its product SANT/Myb-like DNA-binding domain-containing protein. The transcript has 5 exons. The coding region runs from base 1 to 1008 and encodes 335 amino acids. Gene Ontology annotation, cellular component: nucleus. NCBI's taxonomy places the organism in Eukaryota, Fungi, Ascomycota, Eurotiomycetes, Eurotiales, Aspergillaceae. Gene Ontology annotation, molecular function: RNA polymerase II cis-regulatory region sequence-specific DNA binding; DNA-binding transcription factor activity, RNA polymerase II-specific. The record is from RefSeq and is a predicted model, not a curated record. Gene Ontology annotation, biological process: positive regulation of transcription by RNA polymerase II; mitotic cell cycle.
AUGAGCGAUAGUCCGAGUACGCGCCGCUGGUGGACUCAGGAAGAAGACCGACUCCUUCAACAAGAGGUCAGGGCACAGCUGGAUGUUGGAGGAGACCAAGGAGCCAUGAAAUGGAGUGUUAUUGCAGACAGCCUCCCCGGCAGAUCCAAUAAAGACUGCCGCAAGCGAUGGACGAAGAUCAGCUCAAGCAGCCGCAAAGGCACCUGGAGCACCGCGGAGGACCACCUCCUGCGCAAAGGAGUGGCUAUGUUUAGCUUCCAGUGGACAAGGGUGGCAGAGAUCGUUGUCACUCGUCAGCCUGACCAAUGUGCGAAACGAUGGCAUCACUCUCUUGAUCCGAACGUGAAACGAACCCCAUGGUCCAACGAGGAAGACUCCAUUUUGAUAGGCGCCGUUCAAAAUAUUGGUCGUGACUGGAAGGAUGUCGGACGACAAUAUUUCCCCAGCCGAUCCACAACUGAUAUCAAGAACCGAUAUGUGAUACUGAGUCGCCGUCAUGCACUUCCGGCAUCAGGUCAGCACGCUGAUGACGGUCUGGCUGAAGUGCAUAUAAAUCCGAUAGAUAUCCUAACUCCAGAUAUUGAUCUAUCAUUUGUCGCCACCCCCUACUACUCGGGCGCUAAUAAUAUAAGUACUCCUCCUCUCAAUGUGCCACUCGUAACCGAUCUUCCGCCGUCCAUUUCCAAUAGCCCGUCUACGCUUUCCCUCCCCGAUAUCCCCGAUUCAAAUAUUGUAUUCGGCAAUCAGGGCUGGCCGGUAUUCGAUGAACGACUCGGCGGUCUAAAUUGCGUGUCUCCCGGAAUGUCCACCUCUUCUGACGAAGGUUAUCACACAAGCCUUCCUAACGGCAGUCUUCCAGAGACACCGAGUACGACUGAUACACGACGUUCGGCAUCCAGCACGCUCGUCCUCGAGGAGCUUCAACCAGAAACAGUUGGCCUUGUGAUUGACACGUUGCUCAAAGCAAAGUCCACUUUCAAAAUGCAAUUGAUUAACAGUGGAUCGUGA